AUGAAGAGGCCAACGAAGAGAUCUCGCGAAGAAUCAGAUUCUGAAUCAGAAGAGGAGAACAAUGAAAAGAUUGUUGAUGAGUUGGAUGCAGAUUUCGAUGAAGUUGCUGGAUUAUUGGGGCAGGAUGUGAAGGAUUUUGAAGAUUCAUCUAAGGCAAAGCAUAAAAAGGCCAACAAAGAAGAAGUUGAGAAGUUGCAGGAGUACACUAGGCCAAGGGCUGCUGAAGAUUCCAGUGCCUUAGAGGAGGAUGUUAAGUUCGAAGAUGCAGACUUGUCAGAACCAACCUUAAAUGCGAUUAAGAGUAUGGGAUUCACCAAAAUGACCAAAGUUCAAGCCAAAACGAUCCCACCAUUGAUGGCAGGUCGCGAUGUCUUGGGUGCUGCCAAAACUGGAUCAGGUAAGACGUUGGCAUUCCUUAUCCCAGCUGUGGAGUUAUUGCAUUCAUUAAAAAUCAAACCAAGAAAUGGUACUGCAGUGAUUAUCAUUACCCCUACAAGAGAAUUGGCAUUGCAGAUCUUUGGAGUUGCUAGAGAGUUGAUGGAAUUUCAUUCUCAGACAUGUGGUAUUGUAAUUGGAGGUGCAGAUAGAAGGGCUGAGGCAUUCAAAUUAGGUAAAGGUGUUAAUUUAUUAGUAGCCACACCAGGUAGAUUAUUGGAUCAUUUGCAAAAUACUCCAGGAUUUGUAUUCAGUAACUUGAAGGCGUUAGUUAUUGAUGAAGCUGAUAGAAUUUUGGAGAUUGGUUUCGAAGAUGAAAUGAAAAAGAUUAUUAAGAUCUUACCUAACGAAGACAGACAAUCUAUGUUGUUUUCAGCUACUCAGACUACCAAAGUUGAAGAUUUGGCAAGAAUCUCUUUAAGGCCAGGUCCAUUAUAUAUCAAUGUCGUUCCAGAAGCAUCUGUAUCUACUGUAGACGGAUUGGAACAAGGGUACGUUGUUUGUGAUUCUGAUAAGAGAUUCUUAUUAUUAUUUUCUUUUUUAAAGAGGAAUGUAAAGAAGAAGAUUAUUGUUUUCCUUUCAUCUUGUAAUUGUGUCAAGUUCUACAGUGAAUUAUUAAACUAUAUUGACUUGCCAGUGUUAGACUUGCACGGGAAGCAGAAACAGCAAAAGAGAACAAAUACUUUCUUCGAGUUUUGUAACGCCAAACAGGGUAUUUUGGUUUGUACUGAUGUUGCAGCAAGAGGUUUGGAUAUUCCUUCAGUAGAUUGGAUUAUUCAAUUUGAUCCACCCGAUGAUCCAAGAGAUUACAUUCAUAGAGUUGGUCGAACAGCCAGAGGUACUGACGGAAAAGGGAAGUCUUUGAUGUUCUUAACUCCUUCCGAAUUGGGAUUCUUAAGAUAUUUGAAGGCUGCCAAUGUUCCGUUGAAUGAAUUCGAAUUCCCAGCUAAUAAGAUAGCCAACGUUCAAUCGCAAUUGACAAAGUUAAUAAAGACCAACUACUUAUUACAUCAAUCCGCUAAAGAUGGUUACCGUGCUUAUUUACAAGCAUAUGCAUCUCAUAGUUUGAAGACAGUGUACCAAAUUGACAAAUUAGAUUUAGUCAAGGUUGGGAAAUCAUUUGGAUUUGAUGUUCCUCCUAAAGUUAAUAUUACGAUUGGUGCUAGCGGAAAGUCAAUUGAAAAGAAGCACAAGAAACAAAGGAGGAAUUAG
Hemisphaericaspora subhashii is the source of this 1647-nucleotide messenger RNA. It is a transcript of the gene HAS1, whose product is annotated as ATP-dependent RNA helicase. Bases 1 to 1647 code for a protein of 548 amino acids. Gene Ontology annotation, biological process: maturation of LSU-rRNA from tricistronic rRNA transcript (SSU-rRNA, 5.8S rRNA, LSU-rRNA). Gene Ontology annotation, molecular function: nucleic acid binding; ATP binding; RNA helicase activity. The record is from RefSeq and is a predicted model, not a curated record. NCBI's taxonomy places the organism in Eukaryota, Fungi, Ascomycota, Pichiomycetes, Serinales, Debaryomycetaceae. The transcript has a single exon. Gene Ontology annotation, cellular component: nucleolus.